Molecule: messenger RNA, 2787 nt
Organism: Salvia miltiorrhiza (redroot sage)
Lineage: Eukaryota; Viridiplantae; Streptophyta; Magnoliopsida; Lamiales; Lamiaceae
Product: G-type lectin S-receptor-like serine/threonine-protein kinase At1g11300
Exons: 7
Coding region: 155-2704 (849 amino acids)
Biological process (GO): protein phosphorylation; recognition of pollen
Molecular function (GO): ATP binding; protein serine/threonine kinase activity
Source: RefSeq, a predicted model, not a curated record
UGAGCAAUAAAAAAUAUGAAUAACAUACAUUCUGUACAUUUCUAUUAUAAAUUGACCAUUUCAGUUUUCUUAAGACUACCAAGUACCAACAAACUAUCUUGUAAGGCCAUCAUUAAAGAAAGUCAAAUUCAUCUCCUCAUAAAUUCUGAGUCCAAUGAUUCAGAAAAGUGCCAAUCUUUUCUUACCAAAGCACAACAAGACUAAACUCAUGGGGUUCAGCCAUCACAGAAACUUGUCAUGUUAUGUUGUUCAACUCCUUUUGCUCAUAUUGUCUUGUUUUCUUAUGAUUUCUGCAGCCAUUGACACCAUCAGCGCUAAUGAAUCUCUUAGUGAUUCUGAAGCCUUGAUUUCCAGUGGAAAUAGAUUCAAAUUGAGUUUUUUCAGCCCAGCAAAUAGCAGCCGUCGUUACCUCGGUAUCAUGUACAAUCUGCCGGGGGAAACUGUUGUAUGGGUAGCUAAUAGAAACAGGGCUAUCAAUGAUUCGUCUGCAACAUUUCAGAUAUCAUCAGAUGGCAAUCUUGUGAUCUUGGAUGGUCGAAAGGAAAUUGUGUGGUCGACUGAUCUUCCAUUUUCUGUUGCAAAUUCUAGUGGUGUGCUCUUGGAUACAGGGAAUCUGGUUCUGCGAGAUGGCUCCAAUAACGCGUAUGUUUGGGAGAGCUUCCAGCAUGCUACCGAUUCUUGGUUAGAGUAUAUGAAGAUUUCUACAGAUUUGAGUAGGAAUGAGAGAAAUUUACUGACAUCAUGGACAAGUCCUGAUGAUCCAGCACCUGGAAGAUUCACCUUCACCAUUGAGCCUUUAGAAGUUCCUCAGUCGUUUGUUAGGAAGGAUGGAAAUCCUUACUGGCGCACUGGUCCCUGGAAUGGUCUGAGAUUCAAUGGGGUUCCAAACAUGAGCUCCGACUAUGCUUAUGGAGUUAAGGUCUUCAGUGAUUCUCCAGGAACUGCAUAUCAAAUACUUACUUUUAGAAAUUCAUCUGUUUUGUUUUACGCUUUCUUGAACUCUUCAGGGAGUUUAGAGCAGAUGGGGUGGUCUCAUGAGAACAACAGAUGGGAUGUAGUACGCUCAUUUACACAGAGUCACGAGUGUGAUAGGUAUGGUAAGUGUGGAUCUUUCGGCAUCUGUGUUGCUCAACACAGGCCCAUAUGUUCCUGUUUUCGGGGCUUCGUGCCAAGAACAAAAGAUGAGUGGGAUGCAGGAAACUGGACUCGUGGAUGCACUAGGAAAACUCCCCUUCAAUGUGAGCACAACACUUCUGUGGGUAAACAAGAUAAGUUUCUAAAGCUUAAGGGAGUAAAGUUGCCGGAUCAUUAUAAAUCGUAUCUCCUUUCUGGAGGAGGCUGCAGGGACAAAUGCUUCAGUAAUUGUUCUUGUAUAGCUUAUGCGGAUCCUCCUGGAAUUGGAUGUCUGCUCUGGACUCAUAACUUAACUGAUACUCAGAAAUUUACUUAUGGCGGUGAUGACUUGUACAUUCGAUUGGCAUAUUCAGAACUAGCAGAUAAUAAGCAACACCACAGAACAAUUAUCGUGACAACAGUGGUUUUGGGGUUUAUACUUGUUGCUGUGUUUGCAUACUUUCUGCUGAAGCUGUUGUUGAAUUACAAAGCGGGGAAGCAUAGAAGUAUUUUGCCAUUCUUCAAAACCAAGGAAAGUGAUACUGGAUAUUCUAAAGAAAGGGCAUUCAAACAUCAUAAACAUGGAGUUCAACUUGAGGACUUACCUAUAUUUACAUUUAUGAUGCUUUCAAAUGCAACAGAAAAUUUUGAUCCUGCCAAUAAGCUCGGACACGGUGGCUUUGGUUCUGUUUACAGAGGGAGAUUGCAAAAUGGAGUAGAAAUUGCUGUAAAAAGGCUAGCAAGAUCGUCUAACCAAGGGGCGGAUGAGUUCAUGAAUGAGGUUGAGGUGAUUUCAAGGCUUCAGCACCGCAAUCUUGUUAGACUUAUUGGUUGCUGUGUGGAGUCUGAAGAAAAGUUGCUUGUUUAUGAAUAUAUGCCCAAUGGAAGCUUGGAUACCUAUCUCUUUGGUUCACUUAAACAUAAGAUGCUUAAUUGGCAAAGACGCAAAUUAAUUAUUGAGGGGAUCUGUCGAGGCCUGCUUUACCUACAUAGAGAUUCAAGGUUAAAGAUUAUUCACAGAGAUCUCAAGGCAAGUAAUAUCUUGCUGGAUGAGGUGUUUAACCCUAAAAUCUCCGACUUUGGAAUGGCAAGGAUUUUUGGUGGAAAUGUCGAUCAAGCUAAUACAUCAAGGGUUGUUGGGACAUUCGGCUAUAUGGCCCCCGAAUAUGCACUACGUGGAAUAUUCUCUGAAAAAUCAGACAUGUAUAGCUUUGGUGUCUUAUUAUUAGAGAUUGUGAGUGGGAAGAAGAACUCCAGUUCUUAUGAUCAACAGCUCUUCCUUACAGCUCAUGCAUGGAAACUGUGGAAUGAAGGAGAGAUAGUAAAUUUGAUGGAUCCAGAAAUACAUGAUAGUGGAGUAGAAGAUGAUAUAGUGAGAUAUGCAAAUGUAGGUCUGUUGUGUGUACAAGAAAUGGCUGCAGAUAGGCCUAACGCGUCUACAGUGUUGUCGAUGCUUAGCUGUGAGAUCGUAGAGCUUCCUCGCCCGAAGCAGCCAGCAUUUCUUGGGAUGCAGAGCUCUCCAGCUACAGAGUCGGCAACCACGGUUUCUAGUAAAUGUUCCAACACUAUUUCUGUAGUUGAAGGAAGGUAAAAGCGGUUAAGUAAAUUGAUUUGAUACAAUUGUUUUUCUGCAUACAUUGUUGCUGACUGCAAUUACGAGGAUGUUUUCCUGUA